Molecule: messenger RNA, 1033 nt
Organism: Syngnathoides biaculeatus (alligator pipefish)
Lineage: Eukaryota; Metazoa; Chordata; Actinopteri; Syngnathiformes; Syngnathidae
Gene: cdca9
Product: cell division cycle associated 9
Exons: 10
Coding region: 164-928 (254 amino acids)
Biological process (GO): mitotic sister chromatid segregation
Cellular component (GO): chromosome, centromeric region; chromosome passenger complex; spindle midzone
Source: RefSeq, a predicted model, not a curated record
AGCCAAUAGUUAUUGUGCUUGUUGCGUCGUUGAAGUGAAGUCUUCCUGAACAGCCAAUAGUAAAGCUGCUUAUUUUGGUCUUUAGUCAAGACCACCCAGGUAAAAUGGCGUCCGGACACAAACAUUUGGUGAAGCACUUUUGUUUUUCCCAAGGCGGAACAGAAUGGCUCCAAAACGGUCAAGAAACUCAGGCAAAGUCCGACACCAAGAAGAGUUGAGCAGGGAAUUACGAAAACGCAAAAUUACGCUUUUCAUUCAGCAAGUUGAGAAAGAAGCGCAAGAGCGAAUGAACGAACUGGAGAGCAGACUGGACAACCUGAUGGCGAAUAUCGACAGAGUGUUCAGCGUGGAGCUGAUGAAGUUUCCACUCUCGAUUCGAAAGAUGCGCGUUGGCGAUUCGUUGACUGAAGAAUUGUCAGCCAGCGACGUGUCGCUAGCCGUGCGGGAGCAGGAGUCUCCCGAGAUGAAGCGGCUGACGCUCAAGAGGGUGCCCAGCAGAAGAGGAAAAUCAGUUGAUCCCAUAUUGGUUCAGCCCAGUUUGACGAGAAAGAGCUCUCGCAAGAUGACAGCCAAGGGUUCCAAAGGAGAAAAAAAAAUCAGGCCUUCAACCGAUAGCCUCAGCGCGGGAAAUCUGGGGGCUUUGGCGAGCGCUUCGAACAGACGCCGCUGGACGAAGGCCUGCGACGAGGCCCCGCCGGCCAAAGGCAAACUCAGGUCGGUGUUCUCCACGGGGGACUUGGACUGCUCAGUGGCCGGAUCGUCCGCACACAUCACUGUAACCACAGGACGGGGACAAACCAUGUGCUUUUCUGAAGAGACCAAGGACAAAAUCGACUACAACAUGUUGGACGACGUGGCCUUGGGUCAAGUGCAGAAACUUUCGAAACUGAUAGAAUAUGUGUCGGGAAGAAGCCGCUGCCACAAAUGACUCUGCCACUGCUUUGCAAGUUUCUUUCACCUUCUCAGUGUUUUGUUUUAUUGUUGGGAUGUUUUUGUAAUAAUAAAGUGAAUUAUCGCCACAUUGUGUGGAUCA